Boeremia exigua is the source of this 1770-nucleotide messenger RNA. Its product is annotated as glycoside hydrolase family 28 protein. Gene Ontology annotation, biological process: carbohydrate metabolic process. The coding region runs from base 46 to 1542 and encodes 498 amino acids. Gene Ontology annotation, molecular function: polygalacturonase activity. The record is from RefSeq and is a predicted model, not a curated record. The transcript has a single exon. NCBI's taxonomy places the organism in Eukaryota, Fungi, Ascomycota, Dothideomycetes, Pleosporales, Didymellaceae.
GCGACAGAUGUUCCUUACUCCGAUACUAAUACUGUAUACCUCCAAAUGACAAGCCUCAACCAUAUCGACCGCGAUCGCCUCCCGGCUGGAUUCAAGGUGGACGAAAAUUUUCAGAUCCGCACCAGAGUUGCAGGCGUAGGUCAUGAAACUGACUGGCAUGCGAUAACAGCAGUCACCACGACCGUUGCGAGCGUCAACAUCACACGAAACGAGUUCAAUACGCAUAACAUCGCUGUUGCCUCUUUGAGUAUUUCCCCUGGUCAAAGUCUUGAAUUCAAGAUACGUUACGAUUGCUCCAAAGUCGACGCUGCUGUAAUCCGCCCUGCUUCGUUUGGAAUAUACACCAAAAUCGAUGAUGGAUGUAUUGGAUUCACUCUCGAUCGCGCCGUCGAUGUAAUGCUCGAAAUCAAUGGCGACAAAUGGCAAGCUCUACACUUGCUUGUGAAUGAGAUCGAUCCCGAUGAGCCCAAUUGCGACAGUAUGGGAUUGUGGUACUUCAGGCCUGGUGUCAACAACGGUUGCGCCUACGAUAAGGUCGUUGAUGGACAGUUGGUUGUCCCUUCAGAUACAACAAUAUACCUGGCAAGCGGCGCAUUUUUGACUGCGCAAGUAGUCUUUUCCAACGUGGAGAACUCCAGCAUUCGAGGGCCUGGAUUUAUCUCUAGACUGGGAGACGCGUACGUGGCCUCGGCAUCUCAAAGACCCAGAGAACUCGACGGCGGGGCUGUUCUUAUUGAGCGAUCGAAGAACAUUAUAGUAGAAGGAGUGACCUCUCUUCGCUCUUUUGGUUUCAGUCUCCCUGUUGUGGAAGGCAAGGACAUCCAUAUCAAUCGGUAUCGCUCAUUCUCCAGUUACGGCAAUGGCGACGGCAUUGAUCUCUUUUGCUGUCGUGAGGUCCUUAUCGAAAAUUGUUUCCUGCGCAACUCCGACGACACCAUCGCCAUAUAUGGCCAUCGCUGGGAUUACUAUGGCGAUACACGGAAUAUCAAGGUACGAAAUUGCACGCUGUUACCAGACAUUGCGCAUCCCAUACAAAUCGGCACUCAUGGAAAUUCGAAAAGGCCUGAGACAUUCAGCAACAUUCACGUAAGCAACAUCGAUAUCCUGGACCAUUGCGAACACCAGAUGUGGUAUCAGGGUUGCAUUUCCAUUAACGCGGCAGACGAGAAUCUCAUCCAGGACGUGCUGGUUGAGGACAUUCGGGUCGAGAAGAUCACCAAAGGCCAGCUGUUCAACAUUCGGGUCAUGAAAAAUGCAAUGUGGACAACGGCGCCAGGGCGAGGCGUGAAGAAUAUAACUCUUCGCAACGUUGAGCUCGAUCAGGAAAGGUCGGAAAACGUCUAUCCAUCGCAGAUAGCGGGUUACGAUGCUGGAAGGAAGGUUGAGAAUGUCAAAAUUGAGAAUUUGAAGAUUGGUGGACAGUACGUCCAUGAUGGUAUGGCCAAGCCGAGAUGGUACAUGGUGACAGACUUUGUACCGCUGUUUGCGAACGAACAUGUGGAGAAUGUUGUGUUUAGAUUGACCACCCGGAAUAUAGAAUGAGAAAGGAGUCUACAGUGAAUGAACUUAGCAAAAUUACAAUAUGCGGGCAAUCGCAAGCCCGAAUUGAGGGUGUGAUCUAUUGAUUUGAUAAAUGUGCGCCGUUGACAUCGUCAGGUACGGUGCCUGCGACGUUCCAUGGACAUAUGACGACCCAACAAAGCACGGAAGGGCAAUGAUCCAGAGCAGCGCGUAUGGGAACCCAAUAUCAGACACAACGAGUGUCUCCAC